AGGCCGGAAGUGGAUAUGUUCACUGACUAGCUGCUGCUGCAGGGAAAUGGAGAAGAAUAAGGAGCAGGUCCAAACUCUCAGCAGUAAAACGCUGCUUAUCCGCCACUUACCAGCUGAACUCAGCCAGGAUGAGAAAGAAGACCUCUUAAAGUAUUUUGGAGCUGAGUCCAUCAGGGUAUUCUCCAACACGGGUCGUAUGAAACAUGCAGCCUUUGCAACUUUUAGAAGUGAGAAGUCAGCAGCAAACGCUCUUAGCAGGCUGCAUCAGUUAAAGAUUCUUGAUCAUACACUUGUUGUGGAGUUUGCAAAAGGCAAAGAUGAUGUGACAGUAUUAAACGACCCACCAGUGUCGGACAGUGGUAAACAUAACAGGAAAGACCAGAAGAAACAGGAAAUCAAGCAACCAAAAAUCCCCCUCAUAGAGACGGGCGUUGCACCGAGCCUUGGGUUGAAUUUUCAAUCGAAUCCCACGUUGAAAUAUUUAUACCCUCCACCUUCUAAUGGCAUCCUGACAAAUAUAACGCACGCCCUCCUGAGUGUGCCAAAGUUUUAUGUUCAAGUUCUACAUCUGAUGAACAAGAUGAAUUUACCUUGUCCGUUUGGCCCAGUCACAGCCAGACCCCCCAUGUUUGAGCUCCUGCUCCCUGCGCCUCCCAUCCCCAUGCCUCCUCCCUUCCCCCCCGACUACCCUCCUCUACCAGAGGAGGAGAUGGAGCUGUCCAGUGGAGAAGAAUCAGAAUAUGAGAGUGGAGACGACGAAGACAAGGAGAGGAUUGUUCGUCUGAUGGGCCUGGUCAACCAAGCAUGCAAGAGACCCUUGAGACCAAAAACAGCUUCAAAGAGAAAGAAGCCCAAGAUCAAGGAUCUACUCUACGCUCCCAAACCAGACUCUCAGAGUGCUCCAGCGCUGCAGCCCGCCGACGUCUUCGAGCAGCCCCACCCCGCCGGACACAGGAAAAUUGAAUUCCACAUUUCGGUUCCAGAGGUGGCAGCCACGGUGGAAGGAGGAAGUGGGCCGCGUCAGCCGGAUGAUGGAGGCAGCGACGUGGAUGAGAGGGAGCUGGACCCCAGCAGCAGCAGCCAGGAGGCAGCAGAGGCUGAAGGCUUCGGGAAGCUCUACCCCAGCACCCAGACGUCCCAACAACACGACGAGCACAGCGGGGACGAGGAGGACCUCCCGUCAGACGUCAUCUCCAGAAAGGAGCUGGAAAAAGGACGGCUGUCAAGAGAUGAGAUAAAAAGGAUGUCUGUGUUUAAAAAUUAUGAACCGGGUGAGCCAACCUGCAGACUGUACGUGAAGAAUAUUGCAAAGCAAGUGGAAGAGAAAGACCUGAAGUACAUCUAUGGGAGAUAUGUGGACCCUUCGUCAGAAGCUGAGAGAAACAUGUUUGACAUUGUGUUAAUGAAGGAGGGGCGGAUGAAAGGCCAGGCUUUCGUGGGACUCCCCAGUGAGCAGAGUGCAGAGCGAGCCCUGCGGGACACCAACGGCUACGUUCUCUACGACAAACCCCUCGUCGUUCAAUUUGCCAGAUCAGCCAGACCGAAAGAAGACAACACAGCGACCAAGAGAGGCCCGAAACAAAGGUGAAGUCAACAGAUGCCAAGGCUUGAUUUUGUGGCCCAGCAGAACCAUUUGUAUCCUUAUUCUGGCAUAUCCUUUGGAAAAAGUAGAAAGGAAGGAAAAUGAGGGCAGUAUUUGUAGUUGUUGUGGCACAAUUGGAACUUGAAACAAGUCGACCUGCAUUGUAGUCUAAAUUUAAAAGGACUGAGUACCCUGCUUUGUUUCUGCAGCUUAUUGUCUCUUACACUAUGUUCUCUGAAAUACUUUGUUUAGAUAGAUAGACUCUGUAAACUUGUGCUAUUUUGGAGUCUCAAACCUCUCUUUACACUUCUCUCUGCCUUGUUUGACUGAAUUUCAGGUGAUGGUCCUCAGAUGUCGUCUUCUUCUUUUAUUACUAAAUAAAAACUAUUUUAUUAAGAUAA
This is a messenger RNA of Centropristis striata (black sea bass), 1983 nucleotides long. It is a transcript of the gene rnpc3, whose product is annotated as RNA-binding region (RNP1, RRM) containing 3. NCBI's taxonomy places the organism in Eukaryota, Metazoa, Chordata, Actinopteri, Perciformes, Serranidae. Gene Ontology annotation, biological process: mRNA splicing, via spliceosome. Bases 47 to 1588 code for a protein of 513 amino acids. Gene Ontology annotation, cellular component: U12-type spliceosomal complex. The transcript is spliced from 16 exons. Gene Ontology annotation, molecular function: protein binding; U12 snRNA binding; pre-mRNA intronic binding. The record is from RefSeq and is a predicted model, not a curated record.